This is a messenger RNA of Quercus robur (English oak), 812 nucleotides long. Its product is annotated as probable calcium-binding protein CML27. The record is from RefSeq and is a predicted model, not a curated record. Bases 109 to 648 code for a protein of 179 amino acids. NCBI's taxonomy places the organism in Eukaryota, Viridiplantae, Streptophyta, Magnoliopsida, Fagales, Fagaceae. The transcript has a single exon. Gene Ontology annotation, molecular function: calcium ion binding.
CCCAUUUCUCUCCGUAAUAGAUUUCUCAUUUCUGUUUCUGAUUUCUCUCUCAAAAUUCACGUUGUACUCGCUCUCAAAUCUCAAUAACCAAACCAAACCCCCAAAAACAUGGCAACCAAUUCAGCCCCAUUGAACUCUUCAUCAACCCAAAACAAAUCAUCACCAUCACCAUCAUCCCUCUCUAUCCAGAGCAAGGAAGAAGUCGAGAAAGUCUUCAACCGCUUCGACACCAACGGCGACGGCAAGAUCUCCGUAACGGAGCUCGGCGCCGUCUUCAGCUCCCUCGGCUCCUCCUUCUCCGACGAAGACGAGCUCCGCCGCAUCAUGGACGAGCUCGACUCCGACCAGGACGGCUUCAUUUCCCUGACCGAGUUCGCCGCCUUCUGCAGCUCCAGCUCCGCAGAAGACGGCGGACUCUCCGAGCUCCGCGACGCGUUCAAGCUCUACGAUCAGGACCAGAACGGCCUCAUCUCCGCCUCCGAGCUCCACCUCGUCCUCAACCGUUUGGGCAUGAAUUGCUCCGUCGAAGAUUGCCACCGGAUGAUCCGAUCCGUCGAUUCUGAUGGCGAUGGAAAUGUCAACUUCGAGGAGUUCCAGAAGAUGAUGACCACCGCCAACGCCAAUAACAGCAACGCCUCGCCGCUCUAGGUUUUCAUUUUCUCUUUUUCUGAUCCAUUUUCCUCGUAAUUGUCAAAUGCCAAUCUUGCGGUUGUGGUUGUUAAUCUGUAGUAUUAAUAACGACUUCGUUAAUUACUGCUUGUUUCUAGGUAAAAUGUUACUUUCUCGGGCAAAUAUGGAAGAAUUUCUCUAAA